Chara braunii is the source of this 2858-nucleotide messenger RNA. The record is from the annotation of a GenBank genome assembly. NCBI's taxonomy places the organism in Eukaryota, Viridiplantae, Streptophyta, Charophyceae, Charales, Characeae.
GGCGGAGCCGAGUCCGCAUGAUGGUGUGCCAAAGAGGAAAAAGUACGCGGUCCGGCUGGAGGAAGGCUUUGACGUGGAACAAAUGGUGGAUAAGCUCCUGGAGGGCCAUAACGAUCUGAUGAACUUAAAGGACAUUCUGGCGUCAGCACCGAGGCUCCGGGGCGAGCUGAAAGGACGACUCUCACGGAGGCAUGAAGGGACGAUGAUUCUGGCUUUGUCCGAUCCGGCUUGUGGAAACUAUGAAAUCAUUAAGUGCCGGAACACAGGACCCGGAAGCGGGAGAAACAGGCUCAACCUCGGCUCCUUCACCUUCGAGGAGUCUGAAUACGCGCGACGGAGACUCCGGGAGGAGCAGGAGGAGGAAGGAGUAGGCAAUGUAUUAUCCCUGAGCCUCAACGAUGUGAAUAAGGCAAUGGAGGUGGUGGCGGCAGAUGAUAUGGCGGACCCUGAGGCUAUCAAGGCGUUGAGGGAGCAGGAUAUCGAUCAAGUUCUGGGUCUGUUGGAGGAGCACAACCUGACGGCGAGCGACCCCAAGUCGAAGCAUUGCAUGAGGGAGGCCACGAUUUUGGGCUUUGUUUACAACGAAAAGGGGCGGAGGCCAGAUGGGAAGAAGACGGACAAGAUCCUAGAGUGGCCAGUCGCCUUCCAAUCAAUAACGGACGUAAGGAGCUUCCUUGGGACCUGCGGGUUUUGGAGGAGUUUUGUGAAGGACUUCGCCACCAAGACGGAGCAUUUGAGGAAGUUGGUACGUCAGGACCAGGAAUGGGUCUGGGGCGAAGACCAGGAAAAGGUUGUGGAAAGGAUGAAGAGAGAAUUCAAGGAAGAAGGCUUGGUGCUGGGAGCGCCGAAUCACGAAGCCACGGAGGAGAAGCCAUUUGUUGUUGAGACGGACGCCGGACCAACUGCCUUAGGAGGGGUCCUGAUUCAGGCAGAUGCGGAUGGGAAGGAGAGGCCGCUGAGAUUUGAAAGUCGCACCCUCAAUACGACUGAAAGAAACUACUCGCAGUUCAAGAAAGAAACGUUGGCGGUGCUCCAUUGCCUAAGGACCUUUCGUAACUACAUCUUUGGCAGGAGACUCAUUUUGAGGGUGGACCCUACUGCGCUUGCGUGUUCCCUGAAAAGUUAUACUCCAUCUGACCCAACCAUCGCGAGGUGGUUGACCUACAUUUGGAUGUUUAACUUUGAGUUGGAAAGGAUUCCCGGGGACAAGAACAGGGUAGAUGGGCUGAGCCGUAUCAACUGGGAUGGGGCGGGUCAAGAGUCAAUUGAGGACACCCCACCAGUUGACGGGUUCUUGGAUCAGGAGGAGGAUGUCCGCCUCCACAUAAAUGAGACGCAUAGUCUAGCGGAGGAGGUAAGGACGAUAGAGGAAGGCCCGACCCAGGUAGAGGAGCAUGAGCAACUAAUGGGAGGGAUGUACUUGCUCACCAACACGCUCCUGCAAGGGAACUUUGACCAGAGGAGCGCAGUCAGCUCCGAAGAGGGCGAACUUCUCAUUCCUGAAAGUCAGAACGACGAGUUCGAAGAGGGAGAGAUUAGGGAGGCCUUCCGUGCUGAGGAAUAUGACGGAAUUUGUCGAGAAUUGGGGUUACUCCUGUCAUGCGAAAUUAGGGAUAGGGACGCCAGUGCUAAGGCCCAGAAGAUGACGCAUCUCUACGUGGUGAGAGAUGACCAUUUGUUUAUAAAGCGACACGUUGGGAACCCCAAGAGGAUCGUAUGUGGGAGGAACCGGCAGAUCGAUGUCAUAGCAGCCCUACACGAUGGUAUAGCAGGGGGGCAUAGAGGGGUUAGUGCCACGUGUGCGAAGAUAAGCGAGUUAUACCAUUGGGAUGGAAUGCUGACUAUGGUCAUCAAGUACUGCCAGUCCUGUGUGCCUUGUCAGCAGAGGUCAGCGCAAAGGCCUGGGGAGCCUUUACACCCCAGGCUAGAAAGGGAAGUGGGUGCUGUCGUACACCUGGACCUCUUGUUCAUGCCACUCGGGGAGGAUGAAAGUAAUUAUAUCUUCGAUGCACGGGACAACCUUACUGGGUUUGUGGACGGUCGGGCUAUUCGCGCAAAGACUGGCCCAGUCUUAGCAAGGUGCAUCGAAGAGUACUACCUGCGCUAUCCGUUUGUCAGAGAAUUUGUGAUGGACCGGGGGUCGGAGUUCACUUGUAACGAGUCUGACUUUUCGAAGGCAGUCAUGCAGAGGGGCGGGAGGGACACACGGCCACGCCAGGGGCCCCAGAGGAUGGAGGGAAGGGGUGAGCAGCACGAGCCCCAUAGGAGGGAGCCUACGCCUGAGUUUGAUGAUGACAACAUUGAGCUCUUCUUGGACGUCUAUCGGGAUCAUGCGGCACAAAGAGGCGAGGAGUUGAGGCCGCCCUCGCCAUUGCCAUCAAUGCAGGAGCUGGACAUACCAAGAGAGACGCCAUUCCGAAGCUUAGCGACUCAUCUCGAUGUAUCCCAAUGGGAGGCCUCACGGCUGGGAGAGGGCUCAGUUGAGCCGGCAUGCUACAUGCCAUUGGAGGAGCCCCUCGACCCCGAGAUGGAGACAGACAUGCGAGACCGAGAGGGGCCGCAGGAUCCUAAGAUAGCAGCCGAGCGGCCGGAUCCGGUGCGACCUCAGGGUAGAGAGGUGAUCACGGUUGGGGACGAUACCCCUCCAUGCUCCCCAACUCCAGAGCCAGCACAACGUUCAUGGCCAGAGGGGAUUCCUGAGCCAGGCAGUGAGGAGAUCCCGGAGUUUCCCCCUGAGGCCACCACUAUACCUGAGCAGGAGGCAUAGGCGGAGGACCAGGGCGUGUGUGAGAGAGCGAGGAUGGAGGCGCCCCUUGACUUGCCCUCGGCCACGCAGGCGACCAAGAGCCCGGACAUCG